AUGACAUCAAAAUGCCAUAUACAUGAAAUUGCUAGUCAACAAAUGAAACAGCGUGCAAUCGGCCAACAGCAAUUAGAUCUUCAUCAUUUCAAUAAAUUAGCGAUUUAUCGUUUAAUGUUUAUGUCCUUGAAUCAUCAGUUCAAUAUUUAUGUUUCGAACGCAAGCAAAGAAGUUCAGGCAGAAGUUGUGGAGCUCUACAACGCAUGUGAGCUGAGCUGUGGUGUGAAACGCCGUUUUAUGAAGAAGGAAAAUAAUUUUAACGAGGAAAUACUUCACUUUUAA
Molecule: messenger RNA, 282 nt
Organism: Clunio marinus
Lineage: Eukaryota; Metazoa; Arthropoda; Insecta; Diptera; Chironomidae
Source: the annotation of a GenBank genome assembly